This is a messenger RNA of Aspergillus sclerotioniger CBS 115572, 999 nucleotides long. Its product is annotated as NAD(P)H-dependent flavin oxidoreductase. The record is from RefSeq and is a predicted model, not a curated record. Lineage: Eukaryota; Fungi; Ascomycota; Eurotiomycetes; Eurotiales; Aspergillaceae. The transcript has 4 exons. The coding region runs from base 1 to 999 and encodes 332 amino acids. Gene Ontology annotation, molecular function: nitronate monooxygenase activity.
AUGCCUUUCAACACGGCUUUGACCAGGGCGCUGGGCAUUUCAGUCCCGGUUGUGCAGGGAGGCAUGCAAUGGGUCGGAUAUGCGGAACUUGCUUCGGCCGUCAGCAACGCUGGUGGACUUGGUAUUCUUACUGCCCUCACACAACCAACCCCUGAAGACCUCCGCAAAGAGAUCCGCAGGUGUCGAUCCAUGACCAAGAAGCCCUUCGCCGUCAACCUGACCCUCCUUCCCGCACUCGUUCCUCCAGACUACGCCGCCUAUGCCCAGGUGAUCAUUGAUGAAGGCAUCAAGAUCGUUGAGACAGCAGGAAACAACCCUGGCCCGGUGAUUCACCAGCUAAAGAAGGCCAACACCAUCAUCCUCCACAAGUGCACGACCGUGCGGCAUGCCAAAUCGGCUGUGAAGCUGGGGGUCGACUUCCUGUCAAUCGACGGGUUCGAAUGCGCGGGGCACGUCGGUGAAACCGACAUUACCAACUUUAUUCUCCUCAGCCGUGCGCGACAGGAGCUGAAGGUGCCGUUCAUUGCGUCCGGUGGGUUCGCCGACGGUCAGGGGCUUGCUGCUGCCUUGGCGCUCGGAGCGGAGGGCAUCAACAUGGGUACCCGCUUCAUGUGCACAAUCGAAGCCCCAAUCCACCACAAUGUCAAGGAGGCGAUUGUCAAGGCGGAUGAGACGGACACGGCUUUGGUACUCAGACGGUGGAAGAAUACAACCCGGUUGUUCGGAAACAAGGUGACACAGGAGGCGUUGAAGGUGGAGAAGGAGAGCAAGACGGGUGACUUCAGCGAGAUCGCUCCCUUUGUGAGUGGCAAACGUGGACGGCAGGUUUUCCUCAACGGCGACGUUGACUUUGGAGUCUGGACCGCCGGUCAAGUCAUUGGCUUGAUCCACGACAUCCCGACGUGCGCUCAGCUGCUCGAGCGAAUUGAGAAGGAAGCUGUUGAGACGCUGGACCGCUCCAGGUCGUUGCACACGGCAACCAUUCCAAGCAAGUUGUAG